CAAAGACGCAACCAGUUCAAGUUUUGCAAUGUCGAUGGCAGCGAGUGCGUGGGUGAGCGCAAACACCUUCUGGCAGAGCACCAGUUCGCUCUUUUUCCAUAAGAUACUGUUUUCAGCUGUAUUCUCGUCCGUAUUUGAUUUUGCCGGCGAUUUGCACGCAGAAAAUUCGCUCAUGGAAGCGGACUCGAGGAACUUCGACUUCCUCACGUAAAGGAGGUCGUUUUCGCAUAGUCGGUGAUCGGACCUCCGACAUGCCGGAGCGUACAGGCCAGGAAGAAAGGCCCCACCAGGAGGUGGUGCAUUUCCUUGGGAAGACGCAAGAUGCGAAGAUCAUCAGCAAUGACAUGUGCAGGAGUCAGGUGUUGCGAAUGCUUCAGGGCGGUGUCGCGACUGUUUUGCAAAAAUCCUCUGGCGCGUCAGAAAACGGCACGCUUUCGCAGGACCCACGCUCCGAGCUCUUCUUCGCCUGUUCGAAGCACCUGUUUGAUAAUACAGCUGCUGAGAGCAGUGCGUCCUCAGCAAAUGGGGUCGGCGAAGCUGCGUCCUCCUCCUCUUCAAGAGAGCGAGACGCGCCGCCAACUCUCGAAACACUGUCCGAAGAGAAGAAAAUCCAGAUCGCAUCGUUCCCGGUGCGCAGUGGCGGACAAGGGGAUGACAAUUUUGGACUCUCGAAGGUACAACUUACGACUCUGCGACUGUUUCGAUGGUUCUUUACCCAUCUCAUCCUGUAGCUUCGCUGUCGCUUUGCUGGCUUCAUGAUCUUGUUGACGUUGAGGGAAAUGCGAAAAUGAAGAUUUUGCGCCAUUAUCAGGUUUUCGGAUUAUCCUCCGAGCUAGAAGGCUUAAACCACGCCGAGCUCGUGAAGCUGAACCCACACCUCUUGGGCCUGUGCCGGAUGCGGACCUCGCGCCACCCGUUCAGCUACAGCAGUUGCUACAGUAUCGGCGGUCCGUUUUUGCAGAAGAGCAAGCGGCCGCUGGCGAGCCGCAUUUGCCUGCACAAGCAGAUGCUGGCCAUGGACAGUGACUUCGAGCGCGUCUUUUCCGGUUUCGUUGACAGCAUACUGGAGGACAUCGAGUACCUCCGCGAGAAGGAGUCCGAGUUUCUGUUUUUGGGCUUCGUCUUCACACCACUGGUCCACAGUCAGACCUCCACCAGACACGCCGCCGGAGGUGCGAGCGCGAGCGACUCCGGUAAAAAUCAUGCUGCGGACGCCUUGGAGUUUCGUUGGAAGAAGCCGGACAAGUUCAUCACGGUCGACUACGUGAAAGCCCACAAACGGUCUUUCUGUGCGCAGAUGCUGGGCCAUUACUACGCACAGCUGUACACCACUGGCGCAGGAGGCUCGUUGCUACCCGCGAUGUCGGGAAAGGCUGGAAGUGGGAUGCUGAUGGAUAAGAACAACAACGCCGGCCGGAAGGUGGUGACCUUUCACUUCCUGACGAAGCAGGGAAAGGAGGUGAUCGAGUGCAGCACGAGCUUCCACCUGUUUGUACAAAACACCGAGACCAAAACGUGGAGCGCGUACUACACCUACCCUCGGUGGCAGCCAGUUCUCGAUGGCGCGGUGCUGCUGAGUCCGAAGUUCGCGGCCGGGCUGGCGAAAGCUGUGAGUUUCAAGACCAAGCAAAAGGAAUCCAGCGGUGGCUUUUUCGGCGGUUCAACGAAAAAAGAGGACCCGGACGAAAAAAACCGAUCGGCGGAAGAGGUCCAGCUACUUCGUAUGAUUUCCUACCAAUUGCCGGAACCAUGCUUGGAGGUAGAGAAGUACCUGACGGAAAGGUUGAAGUCAUUAGCUUCUGACUUCGAACUGGUUCCGUUUUUUACCGAGCUGAAGUGCCUGGAAAGCCUGAAAAUCUGCUUUCGCUCCACCUCGAAUAAAGGUUCCUCUUCGAGCAAGUCCGCCGGAGACGGAAACAGAACCGCUUUGGCGAAAGACUGUGCGCGCGUACUCGAGAAUCCUUUGCUCUGCCUUGUCCACCGCGCGAGGUCCUCGCUCCACUUGCUGCUCAGCAUCGGCAAACGCAACCACUUCGCGUCGCACGUGUGGGCGCUGUUUCGCAGGCAGUUCAGGAGCCUGCUGCAGGACGUGCAGGAAGGGAUUACCCCGGACCUGAACCUGUUUUUCUUGUAUCCGGCGCUCCAUCGCUAUUUGGUCUACUUCGAAGACCAAGACUCCAUUUUCUCCGUCAGUGUCGAGUCUUUGCGCACGGUGUCCAACCUUCUCCGCGUGUCCGAGUGGUCGUUGCUGCUUCUGCUCGCGCAAGGUUUUUCGGUUGAUUCCCUAGCGAAGAUCGAUGAGUACAUGGGCCAGACGCUAGAAGACUCCUUUACCCUCGCCGGUUUGGCAGCAGCGCAAAAUUCCGAUAGCGGGGGCGGAACCACGAGCGGACAGCAAGCCUCACAACAGUCCGCGAAGCCAUAUAGCUUUCGCGCGUUGCUUGCGCAGCUGAAUCCGUACAUUCCCUCGAACUCAUCGGAGGCCUACGCUGCACCGGCCGCCGUCGCCCGCAACUUUCCGCCCUCCGUGUCAGCCGCGUGCCAGCUGUUUUUCUUCUUGACCAAGGCGAAAGUAGAUGCGGUGGUCUCGAGUGCGUUGCGCCCCUUGACCUGCGCGCGCCCAACGCCGGAGCACCGGUCGUGGCGUGCGGCUUUUCUUCGGUCGUACCUGAUCGAGCUCGUGCGGCCGGUUCUGCUGCAGCAUGUGCUCUCCAACGCAGCUCGCACGAAGUUCCUGAAGGAUUUCACCUUCACCGGCAUCAACGAAGCGUACGCUCGGCGGGGUCACGCGAAGCAAGCGAAGAAACGGGAGGGAAAAAGCCCGCGUGCGGCGGAGUCGGUAAAAAGCAGCGUUAACUUCUGCGGGCCGAGUUUGUUCCGUGGCUCCUACCCGGACGGAACCUCCACACCGCGCGUGCACCAACGCGUCGAGGUCAGUGGCGCCCUUGGCAACAUUUUCGCAAUCACGCCCGCGUUUUUCGGCACUGGUUCUUCGGUGAGCCGGAAGGUGUUUGUGCGGCAAGAGGACAUCCAUUUUCACCAUCUGUACGUUGAGAAGAGCAACCUGGAAUUCCUAUUUCACCACGCGCGCAGGCUCAGCGAUACCCUUUUGUCGCCGUCCGAAGCUGCGGGGGGAUCAUUUUUCGUUGCGGGCCGAGGGAACACAGCAAGCCCACGUAGUUCAGCCACGCAUUCUGCCGCGGGGGGCGGGACCCCCGAACCGCGAUCGCCAGCGCCGUCCGCAGCCGUGCCCGGCAGCCCGAGAGCCGCUGCACUCGCAGCGUUGCCUUCCUGCAAAAUGCAUGCCUCUCUCGGUCCAGUUGCCCUCGCAGGCGCCUUUGCCCAGGGGUCCGGGGUUUUUCCGAAUCUGGUCGCGCUGGAAGCCUAUUGCGAGCCGGACGCCCGGGCGGAUCCCUACGAGGCCUUCGCAGCCGAAGUUGCGAAGAUCGUGCGUCUGAUGUUCGAAAAGGACGAGCAUUUUCUCCCAAACUGCGUCGUUUCUCAGCCCGGGAACAAGAUCUUUCCGCUGCACACAGGCGAAUUCUCGAAGGACAUGCUGGAUCGCUCGACCGAGAGCGUUUGGAUUGACGGCGUUUACUUUCUCGAGCCAAGCACGAGCCUGCCGCGGGGCUUGCUUGAAGCGAAGAGAAAGCUCGCGCGAUCCUCUUUCAGCGAGGCGCGCGCGCAGUCGUGGAGUCAGAAGCCGCGCUACGUCCGUCUUCUGGUCCAGGUGACGCGCCGACUCAGCAACAGCAGCCCGCGGUACUUUCUUGCGAACACGCAUCCGGGCCUCUUUGUCGCGGAGGAAACCGCCGCAGCAGACGCAGAACCCCACCCGCUGCUCUCUCCCGAAGGCAUCAAUCGCGCAAACAACUUCGACGGCCUGUUCGGCGGCGAUCUGCUUGCGGAUGACGGCAGUCCGGCAGACUUCGUGAAAAACCUGAACGCUGGUCGAGCGAAAAGCCGUGGGGCUUUCAAUUUUGACGACGACACAGAUCCUCAUCUUCCCGUGACCGGGCCCAGCAGCCCGGAGCCAAUGGUACAACUCCCGGGCGCGCUGGGUUCCCCGCUGGCCUUCCGAACUAGCGUAGCAGAGUCCACGAGCCCGCCUGCCUUUCCGCAGCAAUUCACUUUCCAGAACGGUGGAAGCGCGGCGUCGAACAGCAGUGCAGUUCGCGGUGUUGACGGGAGAACGAGCAGCGCGAGUGCGCAUUCGGGCUCGGCGAGCAACGGGGCGCCGGUUCACGUGCGCGACGUGGAUGUCAAGACUGCAGAGCCAGGCAGACAUGAGGUAAGUAAGUAGUUGCGGAGUUUCGUUCUUUCGAUACCGGCGUGCAUGGCAUUUUUAUCUUCCAGAUAUCGAAAACUAAAGCACAGACUGUUUGCUGUUUUUCAUGGCCAAACAACAUUGUUCUCAAUGACAAUGUGAGUGUCAUUUGAAUUCCAAUCGUGACGCUUCUCCCCGUUCCACCUCAGGCACGUCAGCGGUCUGGUUCUAGCUCUCCCUUCGCCGCAAAGCGCGGGAGAAACUUCGGAGAAGCAGGUCCGGACAAAACCCCAGAUCCCGAGCCAGAUCCAUUUGAACCGGACUUCAGUCGCCUACUCUUCUGCGACGCAGUAACGCUGGACGCGCGGCGCGACGUUGCCUCGGAUAAUCGCGACAUCGCUUCCACUCUGCUGGGAGAGGACGAGGUAGAUGCAACUGAAGCAGCGGUGGCAGGAGCUUCGCGCAGUCCCGCGCGUCGCCCGGUCGUGACCUCCGCAAAAGCAGCGCUGGCGAUGCGGUCCCGGCCGCCGGCCCCGCUGGCCAAAAACGUGCUUUUUGGCCUCACAGCGUGGUCUUUCGAGGGGUUCGACGCGAUCACGGAGCUCGCGCGCUGUCUGCACCCGCUCCCCAACGGUUUUUUCCUGCAGCAGGUUUCAAACGGGCGACGGUUGAAGUGGAAGACGCGCACUCUGAAUGCCCAUGAGCUUCGGGCCGUAGCCCGGCGGAAGCUGGAGAAGCUCACGCGUUACCAGGACCGGGUAGUGGGUUUGUUUGACAGCUGGGUGUACACGCUGAAAUAUUGCUUGCUCGAAUUGGACACCAUCAUCACGAUCUCGGAUUCGUCCGGCGUCAAUUUCGCGGCCCUGCAAGAGAUGUGGACCCAGUGGGUGGUCACGCUACGCGACGACGUACUGCACAGCCGCUUGUUCGUGCUGCCGCUCUUCCCGGAAGUGCAGCGAGCGUGCCUGGGGCGUACAGUAGAGCAGCUGGACGCCUUCGCAAUUCCAACCUACGACGAAGACCAACUCCGCGAUUGGCUGCGUCUCGCACGCAACUGUUUGUCGGUGCUGGAAUGCUUUUGCGUCCUGGCCCAAGGCGUGUGGUUGCACGCGACGGGCAGUCCAGAGGAGCUGAAAGCGGUGCGCCAGCCAUUGCUACCACAUGCGUGAAGAACAAACACGCGGGGACGCAGGGUCAUAGAAUACUACAGGACAAGCAGAUGAUGAAAGAACGGAUGACUCUUGCUCUACAACACGAAGUGACAU
Molecule: messenger RNA, 5532 nt
Organism: Amoebophrya sp. A120
Lineage: Eukaryota; Dinophyceae; Syndiniales; Amoebophryaceae
Source: the annotation of a GenBank genome assembly